Monoraphidium neglectum is the source of this 1047-nucleotide messenger RNA. RefSeq lists its product as hypothetical. The coding region runs from base 1 to 1047 and encodes 348 amino acids. Lineage: Eukaryota; Viridiplantae; Chlorophyta; Chlorophyceae; Sphaeropleales; Selenastraceae. The transcript is spliced from 8 exons. The record is from RefSeq and is a predicted model, not a curated record.
AUGUUUGCCAGAACGCUGCUGCUGCGCACGGCUUCCAAGGCCCUCCCCCCUCGCGCCACGCGCCCCACGCCGCCGCCCCGCGCCCGCGCCGCCUCGACGCGCGCCUUCCACAACGCGAUGUCCUCCAAGCAGCUGAUCGACGCCACCGCCGCCUUUGUCGGCGCGUGGGGCGCCGGGCCCGGCAGUGAGGCCAAGCUGCGAGAGCUGCUCUCCCCAGGCGUCCUUUUCGAGCCGGAUGGCGUCGUCUUUAGGCAGGAGCUUAAAGGCGCUGACAGCGUUGUGGCCGCGAUGCAACGCCAGCACGGGCGCCUGGCGCACCGCCGCUACGACGCCGUGGCGGUGGCUUCCAACCCUGAAGAGCGCACCGCGUUUGCAGCGGUGGCUUGGGAGUACAGUGACAACAACGGGGAGCAGGGGCAGCCCAGCCGCGGCAUGAGCCUGAAGCAGCUUGUAUUCGAUGAUGAGGGGCGCAUCUGCGCCACCCGCGUGGUGCGGCAGAUGACGCAGGAGGAGAAGAAGGAUCUGCUGUCAGACCCGUCUGCCUGCCACGCCGCCGACCUCUGGGCCGAGGUGCUGCCGAGGCUGGAGGGCGGCGGGUCCAGUGCGCCAGCGGGCGGCGACGAGGCCGCGCAGCACGACAAGAUGAUGAACGCCCUGAAGACGUGGGACGGCGCGUGGGGCAGCGACGGCUGCGACGCGUCCGGCCUGCAGGCGGUCUGCAGCCCCAACCUGCGGGUCCUGGACGGAUACGGCCUGCAUGGCAGCGGCACCAGCUAUGGCCUGAAGGAGGCUCAGGAGAUGGUGUCGUCCCUCAGGAAGAAGAGCGAGUCCGCCACCUCCAUCGUGCACCUCGCAGUCAACCCCGCGGCCAGGGUCGGCUUCAGCCGCUGGGAGGCCAACGCCGCUGGCAAGGGGGACCCCGGUCUGGGGGCCGACGCGCUGGUCAAACUCGGCGGCCUGGACCUGGCCCUGUUUGACCAGGAGGGGCGCAUCGAGCUCCUGGUGCAGUUCACCAUGAAGCAGUACCCCCAGCUGGCCAUCCAGUAA